Paralichthys olivaceus (Japanese flounder) is the source of this 615-nucleotide messenger RNA. It is a transcript of the gene ifnphi1, whose product is annotated as interferon phi 1. Gene Ontology annotation, molecular function: cytokine receptor binding. Gene Ontology annotation, cellular component: extracellular region. The record is from RefSeq and is a predicted model, not a curated record. Gene Ontology annotation, biological process: defense response. NCBI's taxonomy places the organism in Eukaryota, Metazoa, Chordata, Actinopteri, Pleuronectiformes, Paralichthyidae.
AGGACACCUGAUUCAGGUAAGAAACACAACACAGACACAGAGCACGUCUUCACCGUCUUCAUCAUCAUCAUCUUCUUCAUCUUCAUCAUGAUCAGGUGCACCAUCAUCCUCUGUGCCUUGACUUCUGCUCUCUGCUGUGAUUGGCUCAGACACUACAAUCACUAUAGCAACGUCACGCUGACACUCCUGCGACAGAUGGGAGGUCAGCUGACUGAAGACGAGAGUCCAGUUUCCUUUCCAUUCAAACUUUACACACAAGUACGACACCGCAAGGUAGAGUCUCAGUUGAUUUUCAUCAAGAACAGUUUGUUGGGGAUCUCUGACCUCUAUCGCCAUGACAACCUCUCUUCCCCUACCUGGGAUACGAAAGUGACUCAUCACUUCCAGGUCAACCUCCACCGACUGAAAGAGGAACUGAACACAUGUGUGCCGACUAGCAAACAAUUAAACAGACGACUGACGAGAUACUACACGAGGCUUAGAAGGACUCUGGACCGCACUGGUGGUAGUAUUGCGUCAUGGGAACUCAUCAGGAAAGAAACAGAACUUCAUCUUCAUCAGUUGCAGCUUCUCGUCACAUCCAUCUUAAAUUCUGCUGCCAGCAGGAGGCGCUAG